This is a messenger RNA of Pomacea canaliculata, 2066 nucleotides long. Its product is annotated as serine/threonine-protein phosphatase 6 regulatory ankyrin repeat subunit C-like. The coding region runs from base 160 to 1134 and encodes 324 amino acids. NCBI's taxonomy places the organism in Eukaryota, Metazoa, Mollusca, Gastropoda, Architaenioglossa, Ampullariidae. Gene Ontology annotation, molecular function: protein binding. The transcript has 3 exons. The record is from RefSeq and is a predicted model, not a curated record.
UGUUUUGGCAAGCGAUGCCGUUAGCUGGCAGCAGAUUCACCGACAUCACAGCUGUUUUGUUUUCUGUGUUUCGACCUUUCACCCUGUUGCACUGCGCGGGCCUACAGAGCAGCAGCAAGUGUCGCUGCACAAACCACCUGUACAACUCCACCCGACCUCAUGACCAGUUUUCUAGAGGCCGUUCACAGUAACAGCCUGCGCCUCGUGCAGCUGCACCUGGCCGUGCCGCAAGCGUUGCAGGCCCGCGAUCUGCAGCAGGCGCUGUUCGUGGCCACCCGGCUGGGCCAUGAGGCUGUUGUGCGGCUGCUGCUGGAGACAGGGUUGUCGCUGGUGCUAGCGGUGGACGGCCGCCAGAACACGCCCCUGUAUGUCGCUGUGGCUCAUCGCUGGCCCCGACUGACGGAGCUGCUGGCGCGGGCCGGCCCGCCGGACCUUGUCAACGCCUGGGUGGGUGCGCGCCAUGCCGCAGUGCAUCUGGCAGCACAGGAAGGCCUGGAUGAGUGUCUGCACGUGCUUGUCGAGUGUGGCGCCGACCUGCGAGCACGCGACUCUGCCGGCUGCACUCCUCUGAUCCUGGCCGUCAGGUAUAAGCGCUACGGUGUCAUGAAGGUAUUGCUGGAGCACAGCAGCAGCUCGCUGAACAUGGCGGAUCACAGCGGCCGCACGGCACUGCACUAUGCCGCCCAGAGUGCCACGGGGGUGGCGCAGCUCCUAGCCGCAGGGGCCGAGGUGAACGUAGUGGAUGGCGAGGGCUUAACUCCUCUGCUGAUCGCGGCGGCGGAGGGCCUGUCUGGGGUGGUGAAGGCGUUGGCCGCCAGUGGCCGCUGUGACGUCAACGUGGCACUGCCAUCUUCUCGCCGCACGGCACUGCACAUCCUGGCGCACAAGGGGCACAGCGACUGCAUAGCACAGUUGCUGGCGGCUGGCGCCGACGUCACGGCCGCGGACGCGGAGGGCCGCACGGCCAUGUGGUUCGCCGUUUCCAACAACCGCCUGCAUGUCGUCAAAGAGCUGCUGCGGGCCAGCUGUCAGGCUAACGUCAGCUGCUGCCCCGCUCACCUGGCGCUGACGGCCUGCCCCAUACGUCUGGCGCUGGUCCUGCGCGCAUGCACGUCAUCAAGUUUUUCAUCCUGACCGGCUACGACCUGCCACACCUACGCGAGUGUCUUGCCCUGCCAGAGGCCCAGCAGCUGUUUGAACGGGCCGACUUGCAGCACUGGCUGCAGCAUGCUCGUGACGUCAUGUCGCUGCGCUGUUUGUGCCGCAAGUGGAUUCGCCAUCAUCUCGGCCGCCAUUUCUACUGUGACCUGCAGCAGCUGCCGGUACCGGACAGCAUCCGCCACUAUCUAUUCUACGGCGAGCUAGACGACAGUGAAGACUGAAAAAAAUGCCCGAAGUCGACCGAGAGCCGUGGGCGGACUGCUGGGUGAUGGGACAGCUUCACAGCGCCACCUGCACAGAUGACGCUGAUGGGAGAGUCGUGAGACUUUCUACCUCUUCCCUACUCCCGCAAAACCUCACUUCCUAUAUUUUUCGUUGGCUGCAACCACUGCCUGACAACUGAUUAUUUAAUCCGAUGGCAUAGCUGUUUCUUGACAUACCAGUCAGAGACCUGCUAGCCUCUGCGUUCCUGUAGUUAGUACGACUACAGGUGUGUCCUCGUAGUCUGAGAAAGGAACCGUUGUGCCUUUAAGUUUGUGACAAUAGAGUUUGAGUAGUUUAGAACGAUUAAGAUAGUCACUGUUUAUAGUUGUCGUAUAACAUCCUUUUGUCAUUUUUAUUUUAAACAGUCUGUUCGAACGCCCACUGCGGGCAGCUAGAAUGGCGCACAGAUUUCAUAAUCGGUACUCAAUGUAUACUGAAACACACAUAGCAAGGACAAAUAUUUAUUCUGUCAAAUUGUUUUUUCUUCCUCCUAUUUCAAUAAAAGAUUAUGUAUUUAUAUAUAUUGCAAAUAUUUCCCAUCAGGCCUGUUAUUUUCGUGUAAAUAGGGCCAUUCAUUAAAAUACUCAAAUUUUGCACAUAUAGUUAAGACAACAUCACUGGAUUAAAUAUACAUAUGAAAA